Durotheca rogersii is the source of this 1411-nucleotide messenger RNA. Its product is annotated as Ctr copper transporter family-domain-containing protein. Gene Ontology annotation, cellular component: plasma membrane. Gene Ontology annotation, molecular function: copper ion transmembrane transporter activity. NCBI's taxonomy places the organism in Eukaryota, Fungi, Ascomycota, Sordariomycetes, Xylariales, Xylariaceae. Gene Ontology annotation, biological process: intracellular copper ion homeostasis; copper ion transmembrane transport. The record is from RefSeq and is a predicted model, not a curated record. The coding region runs from base 363 to 926 and encodes 187 amino acids. The transcript has 2 exons.
GGGGAGGCGAAGAUCAGAUUAUCUAAUAUUAUUGUUCUUCCACUAGCUUUCCCAUCGUCGACACCGACUCGACCGAUCAACCAACCAACAACCACAUUUGCUUUUUUUUUUUUUUUUGCUCGCCUUGUGUCUCGCCGUCUUCCUCCCUCUCUCCGUCUCGCUUCUCUCCUUCUUACUUCCUUCCCUCCUUCUUAACCUCAUCCCUCCUCAUCCUCUCCCUUUCCCUCCUCUCUCCUCCUCAAACCUCAGUCUUCCCGCGCUCCCAUCGCCGACCACAACCUCCGGGGGGGGGGGCGAACCACAGACCUUAGCUACUACCCCGACGUCCCCAGACUCCCCUUUCGCAGGCGACCACCGCGAAGAUGGACCACGGCGACGACAUGACGAUGACGAGCACGGGCGCGGCCGCCUCGGCGACCGGCGGCAUGGACAUGGGCACGGGCGCGGGCGGGAUGGAGCACGCGACGGCGUCGAUGACGAUGGUCUUCUUCCGCAGCGCCACCACGCCGCUGUACGCGGACGCGUGGACGCCGCGCGGCGAGGGCGACUACGCCGGCACGUGCGUGUUCCUCGUCGCGCUCGCGGUGCUGCACCGCGGGCUGAUAGCGGCGCGCUGCGCGCUGCCCGACGCGGCCCCGGCCCGCCGCGCCGCCGCCGCCGCCAAGGCCGACUCCGACGCCGACGACUACGCCCCCGCGCUCGAGUCCGCCGCCGCCCGCCUGCGCGCCCGCUGGCGCGCCCGCCCCUUCCGCGUCGCCGCCGAGGCCGCCCGCGCCCUCCUCGAGCUCCUCAUCGCCGGCGUCGGAUACCUCCUCAUGCUCGCCGUCAUGACCAUGAACGUCGGAUACUUCCUCUCCGUCCUCGGAGGUAUCUUCCUCGGCACUUUCCUCGUCGGGCGGUUCGGCUCCGGCGACGACCACCACUGAUGUCCCGGCCUUGAGGCGCGUCGAUUGUUGAGGAGUAGUAGGCUUCGGUUUACUUCGUUAUAGGGCUGGGCCUGGGUCGAUGGUUGUGUUUUUUGGUAUGCCUCGUUGCAGGGCGGGAGGGGGCAGUAUUGGUGAUGUUUGAAUGUUGGGAGGGGUUGCAUAUUAGGCUGAUAUCUCGGGUUUUUCCUGGGGGGAACUAUGGGGGUACUAUUGAGUUACGCUAUUUAUACCUAUAUUAAAUACCGUAUUUUGGAACCCUUAUCUUCUGAGUUAUAGUAUAAACGCGCUUUUGAAAUGUCUCUUCUUUAUUUUAUAAGUGUACCUAGAGGUUGUUUUUAACCUUAUUACAUCAGCUUCGUUUAUUUUUCAACCUUGGCUUUAUAACCACGUGUCAUCUCGCGUUUCCGUCAGACCUCUUUUGUGAAAAUAAUGUUCCUCCUCCCCGGGCCACCGUCAUCCCUUGCAUCUAACACGGCGAGCUGGCA